GUUGGAUUGCAACUCUGCGUUUUUUCUUCUUGGCAUUAUGUGCUGUUGGCUUUUUCGAUUAAAAUAAUUUUGGUAAUUUCAUCUUUUUUCUGCAUGUAAAGUGCACUUCGUAUAGCUAAAUGUUUUGUUUUAAUAGCGCUAUACAACUUUAAAGCAAAUUCGGUUUGCCUUGAUCGGUUUCGUUACGUUUUAUUUGCGGCCUUGCAUGGACAACCUGUGAAACUUGUUUUGUUGUUGUGUCUAAAAUUCAAGAAGAAAAGUUACCAUGUUCUUGGAUGAGGAGUGGUUGAUUUUGUAGUGGAGAAAAAAACGGGCAUACACGUCAAAUAAAACGGUGUAAAGAGCUUAGAAAACUUGUGAUUCGAUUUUGUGGUGAUCGCAGGCGAAGUCUGCAACUAAAUUGCUACUCAGCAAACAGUGGAAAAGGAGCAAGUUCAUCCGUUUGGGGCGGGGGCGGUGGUUUAGUUGCUGUAUGUGAUCCUAGCGCUGGCUUGAAGCUGGAAUUACUGCUCAACACUAGUUCCGACGCCACCUAGAAAUAGGAUACAGACUCAAGUUCCAAAAGCGGCUGCACUGACUGCAUGUUCGCGAAGUACAUAGAUGAUUAAAAAUCGUCGCGGGUGGAAAGAAGUGAAAGGUGUUUAAGUGGUUGAAUGAAUGCUCCUUUUAAUUUAACUCAUACUGCCGGGAAAUGUUACGCUUUCUUAGUCGCAGGAAGGUGCGUAGCAACUAUGUGGAGAGCAGAGGCGGCGUGCCUGGCGGUGCAGGUGCUCCGAAUGCGACUAAUAGUGGUGGUACGCAAAUUAAACCGCACCGCAUGCCAGUAAAUAAAAAUAAAAUCGAAUGUCGCGUGGUGCUGCUGGACAAUACGGAUCUCUCCAUAGAAUUAUCGAAAAAAGCGCUGGGCAGCUUCCUGUACGAGCAAGUAUUCUACGCCCUAGAUGUAAUUGAAAAAGACUAUUUUGGUUUGCAGUUCACAGAUGCUAACCACGUUAAACACUGGCUGGAUCCAACAAAACCUAUUAAAAAGCAAGUAAAAAUUGGUCCACCAUACACAUUCCGCAUGAAAGUUAAAUUUUACUCAUCUGAGCCGAAUACGUUACGUGAAGAGUUAACACGCUAUUUAUUCUUCCUACAAUUGAAACAAGAUCUUUUAGAAGGUCGUUUAGAUUGUCCCGAUGAUAAAGCAGCUGAACUGUGUGCGCUCGCAUUGCAAUCGGAACUUGGUGACUACGAUGACCAAGUUCAUACAGCAGCCACUGUCUCGGAAUUUCGUUUUGUUCCUGAGCAGACUGAGGAUCUUGAAAUCGCCAUAUUGGAUGAAUAUAAAACAUGUCGUGGUCUGACACCUGCUCAAGCUGAAACAGCAUACUUAAACAAAGCUAAAUGGUUGGAUAUGUACGGCGUUGAUAUGCACACGGUCUUGGGUAAAGACGGUUGCGAGUAUCACCUUGGUCUGACACCAACAGGGAUUUUGGUUUUUGAACGUGAUCAGAAAAUAGGCCUGUUCUUCUGGCCUAAGAUAAGUAAAUUGGAUUUCAAAAAGAAGAAGCUUACGCUCAUCGUUAUUGAAGAUGAUGAUGAAGGUCGCGAGCAAGAGCAUACAUUUGUUUUUCGCUUGUAUAACGAGAAGGCUUGCAAGCAUUUAUGGAAAUGUGCUGUGGAACACCAUACGUUCUUCCGUUUGCGCGCACCUGUUAAGGGUCCAUCGGCACGUCAGAAUUUCUUCCGUAUGGGUUCGCGUUUCCGCUACUCCGGUCGCACAGAAUUCCAAACCACACAACAGAGUCGUGCUCGUCGCACUGUACAAUUCGAACGACGUCCAUCCCAACGUUUCGCCAGCCGCCAAUCUCAUUUGCUACGAGAGCGACAAAAAGCUUCACAAGAAGCUGCUGCUUCAGCUGUUGCAGCUGUAAAUGCGCGAGCGGCAGCAGCAGCCGCUGCUGCAAACGAACCAAUCAAUACUACUAUCGAUUCUAUACUAACGAAUACUUCGACAACACAGCAACCUUCAAAUGCUGCUACACCCUCGCCAUCCAUACAAACAGUCAUCUACAAUGCAGAAGUACUAAAUGAUUCAGCUACAUGCAGCACAGUUGCAGCGCGAAGCAAUACUGGUACUCUGCGCCGAAAUUCUAUGCGAUCGGACUCAAGCGGCGAAGACGGCGGCUAUAGUAAACUUGAUUGUUGUAAUAAAGAAGGCUUGACUGUAAAACUGGAUGGUGAAACUAAUGGUACAGCCAGCAGCGUUUAUCCAACAAGCACGACGAAAAAUGCAGAUGAUACCAAUCCAUUUAGAAAUAAUGCUUCCUCGCACCACGGCUCCUUUGGCAAAGCUUCCAUUAGUUCAGGUUUCAGCAUUAGAAGUGCCUUAUCGGAUAAAGAUAAAGAGCUAGAUUCAUUACUUAAGUCCAUUGUUAAAGAUCCAUCCCCAUCUAUACUAGCAACUGAAGCUAUUAAUGAUGCUAACAGUAUCAGGGUUACCAUUAAUAAAACUUUCGAUAUGGAGCAUAAUACGGAAACAUUGAAACGCCUUUCGAAUUCGGAUAAACCGAAUAAUCAAGUAAAGCUGGCAAAUGUUAGUGGAGGCGCCUUGCCACCGGGUCACAUAAAGUGCAAUAUUUUGAAAGCGCGCGUAGAGGAAGAACUUGGCACCAGUGCGCUCUCUAAUGUCAAUACGAAUGCUAAGAUGACAAAUCAAAUGUUUGUGCCUGCUCCCAGUACGGUGCAGCACAACAACAACAACAGCAUAUUCAGCAGUAUUAGUUCGAACAAUAACACAACUUACAACAGCGAUGGUCCUGACUCACUGAAUGCCACCUACAUUUCUGUGGGCGGUGAUAAACUAACUUUGAGCAUAACCGAACAGAAGCCAACGAGUACCACAACAAUAUCCAGCGGAGUUGUUGCUACAGUGGGUAGUGGCAACACUGACGCUGGUGUGUCUAAUAAUUGCUCUACGGAUGCUGCCGCUUUACCCCCUACCACAACAUCAUCGGCGAAGAAGAUAUCUGCCUCAAAAACAACAAUAUCACCGUUUUCGAAUGCAACUUUUAUAUCCGAUUUUAAUUCCAUGAGCCCUUCCUUGUCAUCCUCGUACAACAAUUCAUAUAACAACUCGAUUUUCACCACAGCAGCAGCAGCAAGUCCUACAAGCUUAACGAAUGUUAACGAAACAUUUACAGUUAGAAAGGGGAAUGACUCAACAAAAGAAGGUGAUAGCUUAUUGACACCCACUACGCCUACAACACCUAUUUCCACAAUAACCACACCACCGUCUACGCCCACGCAUACAUUCAACUCUACAGCUGCUGCUAAUGCCUCAGCUGCCGAACGAUUGAUAAAUGAAAUUUUCAUUAAUAACAUAAUCAAUAAUAACGCGCGUACAACAAAUGAUAAGAAAGCCUCCGCUAGUACGGCUGGAACUAAUCAGGAAACGGAGUUGUAUAAUAUCGAUGGGCGCAACCAACAAAAGUCGGCGAAUAAGCCAUCCGCUGGCACCACACUUUUUUCCACUUUACGUGAACAAGAGCGGCAGCAGCAUCAGCAGCUGGCGUCGAAUGAUGCGAAUAAUGAGCAAGAGCGAAGCGAAACUGAUGCUCAAAUACCAACGAAAAAAGAAUUUGAAAAUAAGCAUCCGAAUAAUCAUUCCGUCACACAUAUACCGUCUCACAACGAUAUGCUCUCGCCUUGGCUAGUGUCAUCGGAGGUAGUUUCAGCGCCAAAAGGUAAAGAACCAACGAUUCUACGAAAAUCUGUCAUUACAACGCAAUUGUAAGUGCUCAAUCAGCUAAUAUUUGAAAUAUGUUAUACUUUUUAAAAUGUGUAAACUACGAAUUACAAAUUGUUUCGAACUCAAAUCUAUUUAUAGAGAGGUUCGAUAGAGUAGCGAAUGGUAUUGGUGAUGCGUCAAGUAGUUACUUUAUUUUUAAAACGAUAACUUAAAAUUAUUUCUAUAACUAUUGUUUACUUAUUCCACAAACAUGGCAUUAUUUUUGAAAUUCGAAAUUCCAAAUUUAGUACAUACAUAUUUAUUAUACACAUGCAGCUAAUGGAUAUGUGUAAAUGAUAAGACAUUUUACGCAAUUCUACACAGUAUAGUAAUACCUAAAUAAUAAAAUCAAUUUUUUAAGCGCUGAACAAUGUUAAUUUGUAACGAAAGUUUGUGCCUUAUUGUACUACAUUAUUUCAAUGUUUUUAAAGAUUUAAGCAGCUGCGAAUAAGAACCCGCCUUUAUAGCAUUUUAAAUGUUUUUGCAUGCAAACAUAAACACGUAAAUCAAAAUUAGUAAUUAUAUAUAUAUCCUACUAAAUAAUAGCAAGGAACAAAUGGCAUUUAAACGGAGUUUGUGGUUUGAGAGACUAAUUUAAGUGUUUGCUUAUGUACCGUUGUAUUGUAAUGCUGUAUGACAAAUGUGCGGAAUGUAUCACAUAAGUUACUUAUGCGUGCGCGCGUAUUAUUAAUUGUCUUUUGCAAAGUCUCCUCAUGUAAACAAGUUGCGUUGACAUUUGCCCAAAGUGGCAAAGCGAUAUUUUAUAGUCUGUUUAUACAAUAGCAUGCUCACAUAAAAUAUAUGUAAGUAUGUAAGUACAUACAUAUGCCCACUAAAUUGUUGCUUUAUAAUUGGCGCUUAAUAAAGUGUUAAACCUUAAGCUGAACUUAUGUGAAUUAUAUGAGUUUUUAUAAGCUUCUUGGAAAAAUAACAUGUUAAAAUAAUCAGAUUCGUCUAUCUAAGUUAAAAAAGAUGUGCACUGCUUUAUCAGAGAAUGAAAAUAAACUCAUAAUGAAAAUGAAAUAUGGCAAGUACACGAAAGAGUAAAACAUUUAGCUUUUAUGCAGAAAUUAUUCAAUAACUAAUAUUAUAUGUCAUUUCGAAACUUUUCAUAUAUAUAGUACGUAUUUACAGAGCCAUCAGUUGCCUUUGAAAGGACUCUUAUAACUAAUGCUUAGCGUUAAAGCGUGCGAUAAGGCUUGCGUGACAGUCUGAAAUGAUAUUUUUGAUUAAACGAUAUGUAAGAUUCCCUUUAGAGUCUAACCACAAACUUCGUUAAACAAUUUUCCAAAAUAUUCCUUUACUAUCACAAAGAAUGCAUUGCAUGUACAUUAGGGUGGUCCAAAAAUACAUAGAAAAAUAAACUUUUGAUUUUUCCUGCUGCCACCCCCUAGAGCUGAAGAAUAUCACAAAUAAGGAAAGGCGUGUUUUUUAUUUUCGAAAGGGUUAAUAUUUACCCGUGCCACCGGUUUCCCAUGCAUUUUACAUGGGGAAAAUACAUUUUUUCGUAAAAUUGCAAUAAAAUCGUUAAAACUAAUUAUUUUUUGAUUGAAUUAGACCAUUUCCCUUCAUAAGUCUUAAAACAAUUACACUUGAUGCUUAUUUAACUUCAAAAGUUUGCAAAGUGUGUUUUAAUAACCGAUAACCGUAUCUGUUAUAUACAAAAAUUUGUUAUUUUAUAUUGACCACAUAACGCAAGAACAGCUCAAUGGAAGUAUUUAUUUGUUUUUUUUUUCAUUCAGUUCGACUAUUUCUGUGGGUAUGUGGUAAAAAUUUUUGAAAAAUAUGGUUGCCAUAUAUUUGAAAAUUUAAAAUUAUUUAAAGGUCAAUUAAAAAAUUAGGUUUUUUCAACUAAACUAAAAUCGUUUGAAGAAAUUUAAAACAUUUUUUUACGGGGUUGCCACCUUACUAAAAAAUUCAAUAACGGUUAUUAAUGGUUUAAGCUUAUUUAAUAGCACAAUAUGGGUAUCAAGGUUUAUGUACUCCCAGCAAAGGUUUUUGAAAAUACAUACUUUAAUUCACAUAUAUUUUUGGAUAGGGUUGCCAUUUAUCUAUAAUAACAACUUUUUUAAAUCAUGCUACAUGCGGUCAAGUAUAAUAUGAGUUUCAAACAAGCUUUAAUACCUACAUAUUUCUGGAUAGAGUUCGCACAUAUCUAAGACAUUAACUAUCGAAUGUGUAAAAAUGCAUAUUGCAUCAUUUCACUUAACUUACGUAAUUACCUCAUCUUAGUUGAGAGAUGGGUUGCAACCCUGUUUAGAAACAUGUUAGUCCAAAGCUUAUACAUAUUGUGGUAUUUAAAAAGUUUAAAUUUUUAAUAUUCAUUGUUCUUUUCU
Molecule: messenger RNA, 6108 nt
Organism: Rhagoletis zephyria (snowberry fruit fly)
Lineage: Eukaryota; Metazoa; Arthropoda; Insecta; Diptera; Tephritidae
Gene: yrt
Product: erythrocyte membrane protein band 4.1-like yurt
Biological process (GO): actomyosin structure organization
Cellular component (GO): cytoskeleton
Molecular function (GO): cytoskeletal protein binding
Source: RefSeq, a predicted model, not a curated record